Messenger RNA from Saccostrea cuccullata (small rock oyster), 1188 nucleotides. RefSeq lists its product as uncharacterized. The transcript has 10 exons. Lineage: Eukaryota; Metazoa; Mollusca; Bivalvia; Ostreida; Ostreidae. Gene Ontology annotation, molecular function: oxidoreductase activity; antioxidant activity. The record is from RefSeq and is a predicted model, not a curated record.
CCGGAAUAAUAGGUCAAAACACUGUGUUUUUAUUAGGAUGUAAAGCAGCCGGUUACAUAGUCUUCAUGAUAAUCAACUUCUGAGUAGUUGAUUAGGUCCAUCUUCUGAUCAUGUCUGAACCAAUCACGGACAAACAGGUAGACAAUCUGAAGCUAGCACUGACAGACAUUCAGACAACCGAGGAAUCACUCAUAGGGUAUCUUAAUGAUAUCUUAAAAGAACCUGAUGGUGUGACUCAGCUGAUGGAUGGGAAGAUAGGGAGGCUAUUUGAGCUGGCCAAAGUCUACAAGUCAGCUUUAGAGAGGUUGAAUGUUACAUCCAAGAGUGAUUUUUUAGACCUUGUCAAGAAGUGCUACAGAAAUGCAGAUAUUCGCACUGUAGAAGAGGACGUAUAUAGACAAGAGCAACAAUGGGACGAGAUAUUACAGAGAAUUGACAAGUCACUGAAGGAUGAUGAUACAUGUGUUGAAUUAGGGGAAAAAGGACCAGUAGACGUAGCACUGACUGAUGCCAGAUCAGGGAAGGAAACCAGUUUAACGGAAUAUCUGGGACACGAAAACCUCGUCUUGGUUCUGCUCAGGCAUUUUGCCUGACUUCCAUGACGUCAACAUAUCCAAAAAAUUGAAGAGGCACAAGAUGAGCUAUCCGGAUCAGGUGGUCGUGUGUUGGUGAUUAGUUUUUGGGAACAGGAGGGAGCGCGGCAGUGGUUGGGGGAGACAAACUGUCCUUUUCCUCUGCUUCUAGAUCCCCAGAGAAAGGUAUACAGUGCUUUUGACCUGCACCGUUCUGUGUACAAGGUUUGGGGAAUAGAGGAAAUGAUUUACUAUGCAGAAACUAUGGCGAAGAACAUCCCUCUACCUCAACCAUCCAAAUAUAUCCAUGACGACCCACAACAGAUGGGUGGUGAUUUCAUCAUUGACAAGAAUGGUACAGUACGCUUCAUUUACUGCAGCAAGAAAUCCCACGACAGACCUGCUGUAAGGGACCUUCUGGACCAAUUACAGAAACUCCUGUGAAGAUAUACUUCCGGUGUAAUGACAGACUUGGCCUAAAACACAUUGUGGAGGUUUUGUCUUGAUAUUGAUGCUGGAUGCUUUUCACAGUGAAAUAGACAUACAUUCUAUUUAACAUAUUUAUAUAUACAUUUACAUUCCAAUUAAUGUUUUAAAUUGAUAUUCCAUACCUUUC